Molecule: messenger RNA, 789 nt
Organism: Penicillium macrosclerotiorum
Lineage: Eukaryota; Fungi; Ascomycota; Eurotiomycetes; Eurotiales; Aspergillaceae
Product: haloacid dehalogenase, type II
Exons: 1
Coding region: 1-789 (262 amino acids)
Source: RefSeq, a predicted model, not a curated record
AUGCCGCAUCCCCAGGUAUUAUUUUUCGACACGUUCGGCACUGUCGUGGAAUGGAGAUCUUGUGUGACCAAGGCCCUGGGCACAGCGGCUCAGCUAGCCCUCAGCGACCCGAACAAGGAUAUCCCCAAUGACGUGCGAAAGCGCGCAUCUGCGCUGCGCGAGGCGGACUGGCUCGGCCUCGCCGAAGAAUGGCGGGGAUCAUACGCCGUUUUCACAAGCACGUUUGAUGCAUCCAAAGACUUUGUCUCGGUCGAUGAGCACCACCACACCGCAUUGAAAACUUUGCUGACCCAGCGGGGCAUCAGAGCCCUCUUCAGCGACCAGGAGCUGCUGGCAUUGACCUUCACCUGGCAUCAGCUCGAGCCGUGGGCCGACAGCGUUCCCGGACUGGGACUCUUGAAUCGCCGUUUCACUACGUCGACCUUGUCCAAUGGCAACAUGGCGCUCUUGAAAGACCUCCAGCAAAAUGGAUCCCUACCUUUUAAGCGUCUGGUGAGCGCCGAGGACUUUGGCGCGUACAAGCCCUCCGCCAAGGUAUAUCUCGGCGCUGCCCGGCUCCUCGGUCUUGAACCGUCGCAGUGUGCCUUGGUGGCCGCACAUCUCAAAGAUCUCCAGGCAGCUAAGAGCUGUGGUUUCUACACAGUAUACGUUGAGCGAUUGAAGGAGGAAGCAUGGGCCCCUGAACAAGUAGCGCAAGCUAAACUGGACGGCUUUGUGGACAUGUGGGUGGAUUUGGACACCGGGGGAUUCCUGGAGGUUGCUCGGCGAUUUGGUAUCCAAGGACGGUGA